GAGUACUUUGUUAAACAGUUGUUAAGAUUGUUUGUAUUCAUCUUAUUACCAAGAUAAUCAGCUGAGGCCUGAGAGUUUAAUAUCAUUGAAGGCUGUGACAGAAAUAAUAGUAAUAUAUGCGGAAAAAUUCACACUCGUGACUGUUUACAUAGUAAAUGAGUCACUUUAUAUAUUCACAAUUUGGUAAUCAAUCAUUGAGCCAAUUUAAUCAACAAUGAACUACUUCUCUUUUCUGAAUAUAAUGGGCAACACUAGUAAAAAAUUAGCGGCAAAGUGCACUUUACUGACAAAAGAGGAGCAAAAAUAUGUAGCGGCAACAUUCAGGGCGGCAAGUAAGAACUCGGAGAAAAUAAGAGAAGAGGAUCUCAUCGUGAGUGGAAAAGUAGAUGCAGUCCUGUUAGAAAAAUUCUGGGGUCCACAAAUAGACCCAAGGUUGGCGCAGUACUUAUCAAAUUUCCUCUUCGGAUCUGGUCAGCAGAAAUCACCAACGGUUGACUUCAAUCGAUUUGCUGAACUGUAUGUUUUUAAUGUGCGAGGUACAGUGGACGAAAGAAUGACGGUGACUUACAACUGUCUCGGCAAGGAUUACAAUGAGGAAAUCGAACUGCCGUAUCAGCUGCUAAAGGAGUUCUGCGAGAGCAUCGUGUCCACAUACAUCAAGAUCGUCAAGUCCUCAUCAAACAAACGCGUUCGAGUGUGGAUAGACAAGGGAUUCAGAGCUAGUGCAUCUUAUGUACAAGCGCUGGGGGAAGCGGUGGCUGCUACUAUAGGGGGAGACUUGGACUCGCCGCACCAUCAUUGUAACGCUCAACAACUUUCCAAAUGGCUCCAAACAAACAUCCUCCUAAAGCAGUUAUCCGAAUUGGUAUUUGUGAACCUCUAUGGUAUAAACAAGAGGUCUGGUGACGAGAGCCCCACACCACUACCACCAGGACCACCCUCGUUACUACCGGCUAUUGAUGGUCUCGAAGCAAUGCCAGACUACCCAGCGUUUAUAGAUUUAUCGCACAUAGUGUGGAUCAACAGUCACUUGCCGCAGAAGUACCAACACAAGUGGCGCUUUCUAUUUUCCUCACAUAUUCAUGGAGAAUCGUUUUCUACUAUGGCUGGUCGAAUCCAAGAGCAAGGUCCCUCAGUGCUAAUAAUAGAGGACAACAGCGGCUACAUAUUCGGGGGCUUCGCCACCGCGUCGUGGGCCUGGAGCCCGAACUGGACGGGCACGGACGAGGCGCUGCUGUUCACGUGCGCGCCCCGCAUGAGGGUCUACCCGGCCACUAGUUACAACGACCACUAUCAGUACAUGAACCACCAUACCAAGACAUUGCCUAAUGGAAUGUUAAUGGGUGGCCAGCUAGAAUUCGGUGGAAUCUGGAUUCCAGCGGAACCGUUCGGCGAGGGCUCGUCAGCGGAAUCGUGUUCCACGUUCCGCGGUUAUCGUCGUUUGAGCAAGGAGCCGCAUUUCCGCAUUCGUAGUAUAGAGGUGUGGGGGGUCGGGGAUAAACCAGACUUGGAUAAGGAUGAGGAUGAACGCGACACAAGUAUAUUAGACGCAAACCCGGAGGCCAAAGCUAUACUAGACAUGGCGGGUCGCACCAGACACAGCGAUGGAAUCCGAGAAGAACCGCCCUUAUAAUGUAAAGAGGUGCACAUAAAGGAUCUAAAAGCGCUUGAAUUAAAUUAUUUUUAAGCUAAAUCGCUAUUGUGCAAUAUUUAAUUGUAAACAUUGUUAUGUCCUUAUUUAUUAUCAUGUAUACAUC
Messenger RNA from Colias croceus (clouded yellow), 1757 nucleotides. Its product is annotated as MTOR-associated protein MEAK7. The record is from RefSeq and is a predicted model, not a curated record. The coding region runs from base 215 to 1633 and encodes 472 amino acids. The transcript has 11 exons. NCBI's taxonomy places the organism in Eukaryota, Metazoa, Arthropoda, Insecta, Lepidoptera, Pieridae.